Molecule: messenger RNA, 477 nt
Organism: Laccaria bicolor S238N-H82
Lineage: Eukaryota; Fungi; Basidiomycota; Agaricomycetes; Agaricales; Hydnangiaceae
Exons: 4
Coding region: 1-477 (158 amino acids)
Source: RefSeq, a predicted model, not a curated record
AUGCAGGAGUAUGUGACAUAUCCAAAGUAUCCGAAGUUCGACAAUGCCCUGAUUCUUUUUUUCGAAAGUUCCGCCUUAGGCCUAGCACCUCUAAAAGUUCCCCAUCGACCUCACCAAGAACCUGAGCGGAUCGUCGUCCCAUCUAACAUGAUGGCUAACCUGCCUCCGGACCUGCUCUACCCCAGACAAAUAAUUAGAUUUGAAAGGAUCAACCUACUAGUGUGUAGAAAGCACCACAUUCGUGAUCUUGGUGUACUUGUUUGCAUGUUCUCUGUUAGUAUAUCAGUUACUACAUGCGCCUGUUAUGACAUUCAACUUCUUAAGCUUGGAAAUGAUUGCGCGAAAGCUGGGUUCGACUCCCAGACAGUGAGGCAGUCCAUAUGUACCAACUGUAUUUUUUCUCUUUACCAACUCACGUGUGGUGGAUGGGAGGAGGGAGAAAUUUGUUUGGAUUUGAAUGUGAACUCCGAUCAGUGA